ACCUUAUCUUUUUCGGUUUUUUAAAAAAUAAUAAAAAAAAAAAUUAGUGAAGUAAUUUUUACAUAACAUAUAACAUUACAUAACAUUAAAUGAAUCAGAAUCUGGAAAAAAAAUUGUUUUAAUAAAAUCAUUAUUCUAGGUUCAAGUUAUUAAAAUAAAUAAUGAGUGCCUUAUAAAUAUUUUAUUUAAGUAUUAUUUAAAAAAAAAAUAAUUUUUGGAAUCUUAGACGAAAAAAUACACCAUAUAAUUUUAAGGAAUUUUAAAAAGAAUAAUUCAUCAAUGUUGAAUAAUAAUAGAAAUUUUCUCAUCGACACAUAAAUGACAAUAACAAAUCAAAUAUUCACUAAGUAAUUGUAUACAUACUACAUAGAAUAGAGCUAGGCUGUAAGACAAAAAUUUUUUUUUUUGGUUUAAAUAUUUACUAGUUAUAUAAGACAAUCAUUUUACCGCCAUUUACGACACAUUUAUAUGCACAAAACAUAUUACAUUCAUAUAGAAUAUUAAAAUAAAAUACGAUUAUUAUACAUUCGAAUAAAAAGGUACUUUUUGUCAAAAAAAAAGUCAAAAAUAUAUUUUUAUAAAAAAAUAAAGGAGAAGACAAGAAAAUAUAAAAAUGUCAGAUAUUCCAUCAUUUGAAAUGGGAUCAGUUGAUCGCCCAAAUCGUUUUCAAGUUAAUCCAGUAAAUCAUAAAAACGAUGGAAAAGAUAAAAAUAAUUCAGAUACAACACCACAAGAAACAUAUCGUAGAUUACCAAAUAAUGAUGGUGAACCAAUAGAGGAUGAUGCAUUUAAUGAAGACACUUCACAAAUGGUUAAAAAGGCAGCACCAACAACUAAAUUACAAAAAAUUAAAAGCAGUUUUCGUGAUAAAGAUAAACCAUCAAGAUUUAAAGAUUCCCAGACAACACGUUUUCAAGUUGCACCUAGAAAUGAUGAUGAAUCUGAUGAUACAAAUGAUUCAAAUGAAGAUAGAGAAUUAUUGGAGAAUGAAUAUGAUACAAAAUAUGGUAAAAGCUUUAGGCAUUUCACAAGAGAAGCUCUACCCAGACUUGAUAAUUAUCGUAAUAUAAUGUCAAUUCAAGCUGCAUACCGUCCAACUUUAGAUGAAUUACAUAAUGCAACUUUAACAAAUAAAAUGACACACAGUUUAAGUCGUAAUGAAGAUGCUGAGGCAGCAAUGCAAGGUAUCUUAAAAUUUGGUUGGAUUAAAGGCGUAUUAAUAAGAUGCCUUUUAAAUAUAUGGGGUGUUAUGUUAUUUUUACGAUUAAGUUGGGUUGUUGGACAAGCUGGUAUGCUACAAGGAACAUUAUUAAUUGUAACAACAACAGUUGUUACUUCAAUAACAGCAUUAUCAAUGUCAGCAAUUAGUACGAAUGGUGUUAUAAAAGGCGGUGGAACAUAUUAUAUGAUAUCACGCUCAUUGGGUCCUGAAUUUGGUGGCUCAAUUGGUUUGAUAUUUUCAUUAGCAAAUGCAGUAGCUUGUGCUAUGUACGUGGUUGGAUUCUGUGAAUCAAUGAUAGAUUUAAUAAAAUCAUUUGGUGCUACAAUAACUGGUAAUGAUAUUAAUGAUGUACGAAUAAUUGGAAGUAUAACAAUAUUUAUACUUCUGGUAAUUGUGGUAGUUGGAAUGGAAUGGGAAGCAAAGGCUCAAAUAGUACUUCUCAUCAUUCUUUUAUUUGCUAUUGGAGAUUUUGUGAUUGGUUCUAUAAUUGGUCCAAAAAGUGAAUUGGAAUUUGCUAAAGGAUUUCUGGGAUAUAAUGGGACAUUAUUCGCUGAAAAUUUAUAUAGUGAUUAUCGUGGAUCAAAUGAUUUUUUCUCAGUAUUUGCAAUAUUUUUCCCAGCAGCAACUGGUAUUUUAGCUGGAGCUAAUAUUUCUGGUGAUUUAAAAGAUCCACAAAAAUCAAUACCAAAAGGAACAUUACUUGCUAUUUUAGUAACAUCUGCAACAUAUAUUGCUAUGGUAUUUAUGGUUGGUGGUACAGUUGCACGUGAUGCUACCGGAAAUCUAACAGAUAUUAUGAAUGAUUCAUGGGCAUUCUUAGAUUGUUACAAUAUGACUUGUGAAUAUGGUACACAAAAUUCAUUUCAAGUUAUAGAAUUAGUUUCUGGAUUUGGGCCAAUCAUAUAUGCUGGAUGUUUUGCUGCUACUUUAUCAUCUGCCUUAGCAAGUUUGGUAUCAGCACCAAAAGUUUUUCAGGCUUUAUGCAAGGAUGAACUUUAUCCAAAAAUAAUUUGGUUCGCAAAAGGAUAUGGUAAAAAUAAUGAACCAGUUCGAGGAUAUAUUCUAACAUUCUUUAUUGCAAUAGCUUUCAUCUUAAUUGGAGAGUUGAAUGCGAUUGCACCUUUGAUAUCGAAUUUCUUUUUGGCUGCCUACAUGUUAAUUAAUUUCAGUACAUUCCAUGCAAGUUUAGCAAAACCAGUAGGUUGGCGUCCUACUUUCAAGUAUUAUAAUAUGUGGUUAAGUUUAAUUGGAGCCAUUUUAUGUGUUGCUGUUAUGUUUUUAAUAUCAUGGAGUACAGCUUUAAUCACAUUCGCUUGUGUACUUGCAUUGUACUUAAUUGUUUCAUACCGAAAACCUGAGGUAAAUUGGGGUUCUACAACGCAAGCACAAACUUAUAAAAAUGCUUUAUUAUCUGUACAAAAUUUGAAUAAUGUUGAAGAUCAUGUUAAAAAUUAUAGGCCACAAAUUUUAGUUUUAUCUGGACUUCCGAAUACAAGACCCAUUCUAGUGGAUUUUGCAUAUUUAUUAACAAAAAAUAUUUCAUUAUUAGUUUGUGGUCAUGUUUUAAAAGGAACCAGUUCACAACGUUUUAGAAAUUAUUUAAAUAAUCGUUCAACCGGUUGGUUCCGUAAACAUCGUGUCAAAGGUUUUUAUUCACUUGUUGAUGGUGAAGAUUUUGAAACUGGUGCAAGAGCUUUAAUGCAAGCAUCUGGUAUUGGAAAAUUAAAACCGAAUAUUCUUUUAAUGGGCUUUAAAAAUGAUUGGCAAACAUGUGAUAAAAAGGAAUUGAGUCAGUAUUUUAAUGUUAUGCAUAAGGCUUUAGAUAUGUAUUUGUCGGUAGCAAUUUUACGUGUUGAAAAAGGUUUAGAUUAUUCACAAGUAUUAGGAGAAGAAAGUAAUGCACCAAAAAAUUUACAAGAUAUUCCAAGAACACUACAACCGAAUGAAAGCUCAGCUGAUUUGAUUUCUGUUGAAAAGAAUGCACAAAAUAUGCAUGGCAGUAUGGAUUCGUUGAGUCGAAAUGUUUCUCAAGUUGGCAACAAUCAUAAUCAUAUCGAGCACAAUGACAGUCCACUAAAAAUUAAAGCAAGCAGUACAAGUGAUUUAUCAUUUACAUCAAGUUCACAAUUAAAAUCAAAUGAAGUAUCUGGUUUACCCGAUCCACUAGAUCCAAAAUCUAAUCAAUUUUCGGCGAAUGCAAUUAGAAAAGGUAAAAAAAAUCGUGAUGAUGCUUCAAAACUUUAUAAAGGACCUGGAGGCUCUGAACUUCCAAAAGAAAUUUUAAAUGAAUUGAUAAUUUUCACAAGAAAACGUACAAAUGCUGUUAUUGAUGUCUGGUGGUUAUAUGAUGACGGUGGUUUAACACUUUUAUUACCACACAUUAUAAAUACGAGAAAAACAUGGUCAUCAUGUAAAUUAAGGGUAUAUGCAUUCGCUAAUAAAAAAUCUGAAUUAGAAUUUGAACAACGUUCAAUGGCCAGUUUACUUUCUAAAUUUCGUAUCGAUUAUUCAGAUUUAACUUUGUUACCGGAUAUUACAAAAAAACCACAAGAAUCAACAACACAAUUCUUUAAUGAACUUAUCAAGGAUUUUAUUGUUGCCGAUGAUAGUGCUCCUACAUCAGAGGAAGGUGAAUUAACUGCAAUUACCGAUAGUGAUUUGAUUGCAUUACAAGAUAAAACAAACCGGUACUUACGUUUAAGAGAAUAUUUAUUGGAGAAUUCAACAAAAUCUGAUUUAGUCGUUAUGACAUUACCGAUGCCACGUAAAAAUAUGGUAACAGCACCACUUUAUAUGGCAUGGUUAGAAAGUUUAAGUCAAGGAUUACCACCAUUUCUAUUUGUACGUGGUAAUCAAACAAGUGUAUUGACAUUCUAUUCAUAAAAAGGACAAAAAAAAAAAAGAAAAAAGAAAUCAUUAAAGAAAAUUUUUAGAAAACAAGGAGAAAAAACAAAAUAUAUAUAUUUUAGAAAAUUUUACAGACAACUCAGUUGUAUUUUAAUGAUGACACUAAAUUAUAAUUAUAAAAUGAAAAAGAAUAUAUUAUUUUUAUUUUUCAAAAUAAUUAAAAAUUAAAAACUAACAUUGUAAUUUUAAAUAUGUUAAAAUUAAAUUUCAAAAUCAAUUUUUUAAAAAGUUUUUUAAAAAUUAAUUUUAUUUUAAUAUGAGCUCAAAUUAUACAAAAACAACUGUCAUUCAGUUGUCAUUUUCGAGUACAAUCAUGUUAAAAUUUCAGUAUUUUCAUGGAAGUCUUCACAGAUUUUGAAAAACUUUUAACUAUAGAAUUUAAGAAUUCUUUGCUAUUUUUUAUUUUCUUUUAAAUAUUUUUAUUUAUUAAACAAAAAAUAUAUUUUUACACAAGACAAUCACUAUUUUAUUUUAAAUUUAAAUUAUUUUUCUUUUUAUUUUCUUAAAGACAAAAAUAACAAUUAAAAUUUUUUUUAAUUUAAAUUGGUUUUUAUUUUUUAAAUUUAUUUUAAUAAAAUUUUUUUCAAUCUAAAAAACUU
Messenger RNA from Condylostylus longicornis, 4728 nucleotides. RefSeq names its product bumetanide-sensitive sodium-(potassium)-chloride cotransporter (gene Ncc69). Gene Ontology annotation, biological process: potassium ion import across plasma membrane; cell volume homeostasis; chloride transmembrane transport. Bases 614 to 4105 code for a protein of 1163 amino acids. Gene Ontology annotation, cellular component: membrane. The transcript has 22 exons. The record is from RefSeq and is a predicted model, not a curated record. Gene Ontology annotation, molecular function: sodium:potassium:chloride symporter activity. Lineage: Eukaryota; Metazoa; Arthropoda; Insecta; Diptera; Dolichopodidae.